CGUUGCUGCAGAGACGACCGGCUGUCGGUCGCCGAUGCUUGCGGCGCGGGGACCAUGACGGGGAAGAAGUCUUCCCGGGAGAAGCGGCGCAAGCGGAGCGGGCAGGAGGCGGCCGCUGCGCUCGCGGCCCCGGACCUGGUGCCCGUGGUGGGCGGUACCGCGGGCAGCUGCGGGAGCGGCGGCUGCUGCGGGGGCGCGGGUGGCGGCGGCGGCGGCGGAGGAGGCGGCGGCGGCGGCGGGGCGAGUGUGGCGGGCGGCGCGGAACGGAGCGAGCGCCGAAAGCGGAGGAGCACCGACUCGUCCUCCAGCGUCUCGGGCUCCGUGCAGCAGGAAACCAAGUGUCUUUUGCCUACUCUGGAGAAAGAAUUAUUCUUGACAGAGCACAGUGAUGUUGAAGAAGGUGGACUGGAUCUGACUGUUUCAUUAAAACCAGUUAGUUUCUAUAUAUCAGACAAAAAAGAAAUGCUCCAGCAGUGCUUCUGUAUAAUAGGAGAGAAGAAGUUACAGAAGAUGCUUCCUGAUGUGCUGAAGAACUGUUCAGUAGAAGAAAUUAAAAAACUAUGCCAGGAACAAUUAGAGCUCCUGUCUGAAAAAAAAAUCUUGAAGAUUCUUGAGGGUGACAAUGGUUUGGACUCUGAUAUGGAAGAGGAGGCAGAUGAUGGCUGUAAGGUGGCAUCCGAUUUAAUCAGUCAGCAAGACACCUGUGUAGAUUCUGCUUCAUCCCUGAGAGAGAACAAACAACCAGAAGGUUUGGAAUCAAAACAAGGCAAAGGGGAAGAUAGUGAUGUACUCAGUAUAAAUGCAGAUGCUUAUGACAGCGAUAUAGAAGGCCCAUGCAAUGAAGAAGCCGCUGCUGCUGCCACUGCCACUGCUCCAGAAGCCCCAGAAAAUACAGUCCAGAGUGACGCUGCUCAGAUAGAUGACCUGGAGAAAGAUAUUGAAAAAAGUGUGAAUGAGAUUCUGGGACUGGCAGAGUCCAGCCCAAAGGAACUCAAAGCGGCCACCCUGACUGUUCCUCCACCAGAAGAUGUUCAGCCUUCUGCGCAGCAACUGGAACUUCUAGAACUUGAGAUGAGGGCAAGAGCGAUUAAGGCUCUCAUGAAAGCUGGUGAUUUAAAAAAGCCAGUCUAGUUUUUCUGACUUGAAUUUUGUGUGUGUUUGAAUGAAGCCAUGUCAUAUAAUUUUAUAUCUGACAUUUAUUUGGGGUCUCAUGUGAUAUUUCUCCUGUAAAACUUAUUAGGUAAACUCAUCGUAGGCUGAAAAUUAUAUAUAUUUUUUACUUUUAUAUUAUAGACUAUAGAUGUGUGUUAAAAUUCAUGGCAGAUAUAAUUGGAGACCAUGGAUAUUUCCUUUAGUUCUGUCUGUAAAUUGAUACCUUGAAAGCCAACAGGAAGGAGUUGGAAUAUUUUUUUCCUUUGUUUUUAAAUGUUUGGGCAACAAACUCAAAAGCUUUAAGAAAGAUUGACCAAGCAUGUCUCUUAAGGCUACCUGUAUUUUUCAAUAUAAUAUUAAAUUAUUGCUCCUAGAUUUGUUAACAAUUUAAGAACUUUAGUUUUGUGUAUAUAUACUUUGAAGAUAUGUGCUGUUUGAGGAUGCCUUUUGUGGAUGUGAGUUUCCUAGCUAAAACUAAUGAAUUGUUUUGUUUUAAGACUCAAAGAUCUGAAAUUGCUUUAAAAGCUUUUUUAAUAAAGAAAAAAACUCAAUUUAAGGCUAUUUUUUUAGCAAUGUAAAAAUAAUUUGUUCAUGUUGAAUUCCAGCAACAAGCCAUUCUGACCUAUGUUUGGUGUUUUGGGGGGUACUUUGUUCACAUUUUUUCCUUCAAUUAAAAAAAAUAGAUUUUUAUUUACAUUCCAAGCUUUCAGGAAAAGGGCAAUAUAAUAUGAUACAGGGUUUCAUUUGAUGUCAUUGUUUGAAGAUCUGAUGUAUAGUUCCAUAAAUCCCAAUAAUAAAAGGCUGUUAUUCUGGAUAUGAAGACUUGAUACUUUUCCAAAAGCAAAAUUGACUUUAAGAACCUUUGAUAAGUUGAUAUUGUAAUUAAGCUAAUUUUGUAUACCUUUUAAUAAACAAAUUAGCAUCUUACCACAAUUAUAGAUACCUUUUGCUUCAUUACUAGUUACACUUGUUUGAUACCAAAAUAAAUUUUGGUAG
Molecule: messenger RNA, 2148 nt
Organism: Chionomys nivalis (European snow vole)
Lineage: Eukaryota; Metazoa; Chordata; Mammalia; Rodentia; Cricetidae
Gene: Caap1
Product: caspase activity and apoptosis inhibitor 1
Exons: 6
Coding region: 55-1131 (358 amino acids)
Source: RefSeq, a predicted model, not a curated record